AGAAAACCGAGCAGCCGGGAAGUCUAGGGCCCAGGUGAAUGGAAGUAUCGUGGAGUAAUGUGACAGCUGCAGAAAAGAAUGGCGAAGACGACAGAUAAACGAAGUUAAAAUCCAUUAAUUUCUGUUUUAUCGCGCUGAAACAGUUUAAAAGAAAACUUCCGAUAGGUGAUACUGAAAGUGCAGUGAUUAAAAAACGUCUGGGUGGGAGCUGUGUUCAAAUCAGGAUUUGGAGGCAUUUGCUCGCUAGACCAUCACAGAUGAUUCCAUAAGAAAGCUUCAGAGAAAUACGGUUGUUACCAUUUAAGAGAUGAGCUGACUGAAGUCCAGAAUAUGAUGAAGCCAAAAAAUUGUGAGAAGUGGGCAUUUAGUAAUCUCCCUAAAUCUGAAACUGAAGCAGGACGAGGCAGCAUCUUUUACUAUUGGCCUUCAAGACAGGAAAUAAGAAGCAGAUCACUAAAGUGCAACUCGCCAGAAAGCAUCUUUGGAGCAAAAUGAAAUGAAAAGAAUACUUGAAGAAUAAAGCACCUGCUUUGCAUCUGUUAAGCAUGGCAGGGCUACAGCUUGUUACCCCUGCUUCAUCUCCAAUGGGUCCAUUUUUUGGACUCCCUUGGCAACAAGAAGCAAUUCAUGAUAAUAUUUAUACACCAAGAAAAUAUCAGGUUGAACUUCUUGAAGCAGCUUUGGAGCAAAAUACUAUUGUCUGCCUAAAUUCUGGCUCAGGGAAGACAUUUAUUGCAGUACUUUUAACAAAAGAACUUUCCCAUCAAAUUAGGCACGACUUCAGCAAAAAUGGAAAAAGAACAGUUUUCUUGGUUAAUACAGCAUCUUGUGUUAUACAGCAAGCAGCAACAGUUCGAACUCAUUCUGAUCUUCAAGUUGGUGAGUACACAAAUGCUGAAACAACAUGCACAUGGACCGAAGAGAAAUGGAUCCAGGAAAUGGCUGAAAACCAGGUUCUUGUAAUGACUUGCCACAUAUUUUUGCACAUACUAAGGAAUGGCUUUUUACCUCUGGAUAAAAUUAACCUGUUGGUGUUUGAUGAGUGUCAUCUUGCAAUCAUGGACCACCCGUUUAGGGAUAUCAUGAAGAUAUGUGAAAACUACCCUUCCUCUCCCCGAAUAUUGGGUCUUACAGCUUCCAUUUUAAAUGGUAAAUGUGACCCCUCUGAGUUAGAGGAGAAGAUUCAAAACCUUGAAAAAAUUUUAAAAAGUAAUGCAGAAACUGCUACAGACCUUGUUGUCUUAGACAGGUACUCGUCCCAGCCUCGCGAAGUUGUGUUAGAUUGUGGACCAUAUAUGGAUAAAAGUGGACUUUGUGAAAGACUUUUAAAUGAAUUGGAUGAAGCACUUAAUUUUCUUAAUGACUGCAACCUGUCUAUACUUCAUGAAGACAAAGAUCCUACAUUUAUUUCUAAACAGGUGCUGAAUGACUGCCGAUCAGUAUUGACAGUUUUGGGACCUUGGUGUGCAGAUAAAGUAGCAGGGAUCAUGGUAAGGGAACUACAGAAAUACAUCAAGCAUGAACAGGAGGAGUUGAACAGAAAGUUCUUACUGUUUACAGACACUAUUUUAAGAAAAAUCCACGCUCUCUGUGAAGAACACUUCUCCCCCACUUCCCUGGACCUUAAAUUUGUUACCCCAAAAGUAAUUAAAUUACUUGAGAUACUGCAUGAAUAUAAACCAUUUGAGCGGCAGCAGUUUGAAAGUGUGGAGUGGUAUAAUAACAGAAACCAGGAUAAUUAUGUGUCCUGGAGUGACUCUGAAGAUGAUGAUGAGGAUGAAGAAACGGAGGAGAAAGAAAAACCUGAAGCUAAUUUUCCUUCACCUUUCACCAACAUACUGUGUGGAAUUAUUUUUGUUGAACGGCGUUACACUGCAGUAGUUUUAAACAGGUUGAUUAAAGAGGCGGGUAAACAGGACCCAGAAUUGGCCUAUAUCAGCAGUAACUUUAUAACUGGCCAUAGUAUUGGAAAAAAUCAACCUCGAAACAAACAAAUGGAAGUUGAGUUCAGAAAGCAAGAAGAGGUACUUCGAAAGUUCCGUGCUCAUGAAACAAACUUGCUUAUUGCUACAAGUAUUGUGGAGGAAGGUGUAGACAUUCCAAAGUGCAAUUUGGUGGUUCGCUUUGAUUUGCCAACAGAAUACCGGUCUUAUGUGCAGUCGAAAGGAAGAGCAAGAGCCCCACUCUCAAAUUUUGUCAUGUUGGCUGACAGUGAUAAAACUAAAGCUUUUGAAGAGGAUCUUAAAACAUACAAAGCUAUAGAAAAGAUCCUGAGAAACAAAUGUUCAAAGUCUGCUGAUUAUAAUGAAUUUGAAAUCGAGCCUGUUGUGGAUGAUGAUAAUAUUUUACCACCAUAUGUUCUGCGAACUGAAGAUGGUAGCCCAAGAGUUACAAUCAACACUGCUAUUGGACAUGUUAACAGGUACUGUGCACGGUUACCCAGUGAUCCCUUUACCCACCUUGCUCCAAAAUGUAAGACUGUGGAAGUCCAUGACGGGUUCUACAGAUCAACACUUUAUCUUCCAAUCAAUUCACCCCUCAGAGUUCCCAUUACAGGACCACCCAUGGCUUGUGCAAGAUUAUCAGAGAAGGCCGUAGCCCUCUUAUGUUGUGAAAAAUUGCACAGUAUAGGUGAACUAGAUGAUCAUUUGAUGCCUGUUGGGAAAGAAACGGUUAAAUAUGAAGAAGAGCUAGAUUUACAUGAUGAGGAAGAAACCAGUGUACCUGGAAGACCUGGGUCUACAAAACGAAGACAAUGCUAUCCAAAAGCUAUUCCUGAAUGCCUGAGAGAAAGCUAUCCUGUACCUGAUCAACCAUGCUACCUUUAUGUUAUUGGUAUGGUGCUUACCACACCUCUUCCAGAUGAGUUAAACUUUAGAAGAAGAAAGUUGUACCCUCCAGAAGAUACUACCAGAUGCUUUGGGAUAUUAACAGCCAAACCAAUACCUCGGAUUCCUCAUUUUCCAGUGUAUACUCGCUCUGGUGAAGUUACAAUAUCCAUAGAACUGCAAAAGUCGGGCUUUACUUUGAGUGCUCAACAACUAGAACUGAUUACCAGGCUUCACCAGUACAUUUUUUCUCACAUUCUUCGUCUUGAAAAACCUGCACUAGAGUUCAGACCUGCAGAGGCUGAUGCAGCCUACUGUGUACUACCUCUUAAUGUUGUUGAGGGCUCCAACAUAUUGGAUUUAGACUUUAAGUUUAUGGAGGAUAUUGAAAAAUCUGAAGCACGAAUCGGCAUUCCCAACACACAGUAUACAAAAGAAAAUCCCUUUGCUUUCAAAUUGGAAGACUACCAAGAUGCUGUUAUCAUUCCAAGGUAUCGCAAUUUUGACCAGCCUCACCGGUUCUAUGUUGCUGAUGUCUAUACUGAUCUUACUCCACUUAGUAAAUUUCCAUCUCCAGAAUAUGAAACAUUUGCAGAGUAUUAUAAAACCAAGUAUAACCUUGAUCUGUCAAAUUUAAACCAACCCUUGCUGGAUGUGGACCACACUUCUUCAAGACUGAAUUUGUUAACUCCUCGACAUCUCAAUCAGAAAGGUAAAGCUCUUCCUUUGAGCAGUGCUGAAAAACGUAAAGCAAAGUGGGAGAGUCUUCAGAACAAACAGAUUUUGGUUCCUGAACUCUGUGCAAUUCAUCCAAUCCCAGCAUCUUUGUGGAGAAAAGCAGUCUGCCUACCCAGUAUCCUCUAUCGUCUACACUGCCUUCUUACAGCAGAGGAACUAAGAGCCCAGACAGCUAUUGAUGCAGGAGUAGGGGUCAAAACAUUACCGCCAGACUUCAGGUACCCAAACUUGGAUUUUGGAUGGAAGAAAACAAUAGAUUGCAAAACUUUCAUCUCAAGUCCCAGUACUUGCACAGAAGAAAAUGAAAAUUACUGUAAGCACAGCAUAACUGUAGCCCCUGAUAAUGCUGCAAAUCAAGGUGCUAAUGUAGAAACCUGCAUGUGUGAGAGAUUUACAUUGACACCUAUGAACUUUAAAGCACCUUCUGAAUUGUCAUCUGACAUUAAUAAACCUAUUGCAUUCUUUGAGGAAAAUGGAGCUCAAGAUGCUCUAAUUUGUGCUGAGAACCUCACUAAUGGCAGCACUGUUGAAGCUGAACGCAGUGCCAGCCAAUUUUAUUCCUGCAAGAGUGAAAUACCUUCACAAUCAACUACCUCUGUUCCCAUGCCUACUUCAUGCAGCAUUGAGAACCAGCCCAAGCCCAGCUUUGAAUGUACUGUAAUGGAUAAUUGUAUCUAUGGAUAUUCUAAAAAAUCUACCUCAGAAAGUUGCCUAGAAGUGGCAACACUGGCAAGAUAUUUGGCACCUUUGGCAGUUUCAGAAAAUUCCAAGCUUGCAGUCAUCCCUGUAAAUGGUGACUCUCCUAAAACGUUUGGCCCGAAUCCCGGGCUUAUUUUACAAGCCUUGACUCUGUCCAAUGCUAGUGAUGGGUUCAAUCUUGAAAGACUGGAGAUGCUUGGAGAUUCCUUUCUCAAACAUGCAAUCACAACAUACUUAUUUUGUACAUAUCCAGAUGCUCAUGAAGGUCGUCUCUCCUACAUGAGGAGUAAAAAGGUGAGCAAUUGUAAUCUAUAUCGCCUUGGGAAAAAAAAGGGUCUCCCAAGUAGAAUGGUGGUUUCAAUUUUUGAUCCACCUGUGAACUGGCUUCCUCCUGGGUAUGUGGUUAACCAAGAUAAAAGCACUACAGACAAAUUGAAUGCAGAUGAAAUGAUGGGAAAAGAACAUUUGUCUAAUGGAAGAUCUGGAGAUGAAUAUGAUGAUGAUGAGGAGGAGGAUGAGGAUGAUGAUGAAGAUGAUGAUGACCUAAUGUGGAAAGAAUCUAAGGAUGAAGUUAAUGUGGAAGAUGAUCUGGAAUAUUACCAAGAGCAUAUUCGAUUCAUUGAUAACAUGCUUAUUGGUUCAGGGGCUUUUGGAAAAAAAAUAUCAUUGUCACCAUUUCCAUCUGCAGAAUCCAGUUGUGAGUGGAAAGCACCCAAGAAAUCCUCCCUGUCAAAUGUUCAGUUCUCUUCAGAUAAUGAUGAAUUUGACUACAGUUCUUGGGAUGCAAUGUGUUACCUUGACCCAAGCAAAGCAGCAGAAGAGGAUGAUUUUGUAGUGGGUUUUUGGAAUCCUUCUGAGGAAAACUGUGGAACAGAUACUGGUAAACAGUCCAUCUCAUAUGACUUGCAUAGUGAGCAGUGCAUUGCAGAUAAAAGCAUUGCUGACUGUGUGGAAGCCCUGCUUGGAUGCUACCUGACUAGCUGUGGUGAGAGAGCUGCACAGUUAUUCCUUUGCUCUCUUGGCUUAAAAGUGCUUCCUGUGGUGAAGUCUAACAGAGUUCUAGAUGGUGCCACUUGUCAUAAUAAACCUAGCGCAGAUAGUGAAAAAGAUGUGCAGUAUGACUGGCUCAGGAUCCCCCCCAGAUGUGUGUUUGAUCAUCCAAAUGCAGAGAAAACCCUGAGCCACUUAAUUGCAGGUUUUGAAAACUUUGAAAAGAAAAUCAACUAUACCUUCAUAAAUAAGGCCUACCUUCUUCAGGCUUUUACACAUGCAUCUUAUCACUACAAUACCAUAACAGAUUGUUACCAGCGUUUGGAAUUUCUUGGAGAUGCAAUUUUGGACUACCUCAUAACUAAGCACCUUUAUGAAGAUCCUCGCCAGCAUUCUCCAGGAGUGCUGACAGAUUUGCGAUCUGCCCUUGUUAACAAUACCAUUUUUGCUUCUCUUGCUGUGAAGUACGACUACCACAAAUAUUUCAAAGCUGUUUCACCUGAGCUGUUCCAUGUAAUUGAUGACUUUGUGCAGUUCCAGUUAGAAAAGAAUGAAAUGCAAGGAAUGGAUUCAGAGUUAAGGAGAUCUGAAGAGGAUGAAGAAAAGGAAGAAGAUAUUGAAGUUCCUAAGGCUAUGGGAGAUAUAUUUGAAUCACUUGCUGGUGCAAUUUACAUGGACAGUGGUAUGUCUUUGGAGACGGUUUGGCAAGUUUACUUCCCGAUGAUGAGACCACUAAUAGAAAAAUUUUCUGCCAACGUUCCACGGUCUCCUGUUCGUGAAUUGUUAGAAAUGGAGCCAGAGACUGCCAAAUUCAGUCCUGCUGAAAGGACCUAUGAUGGAAAAGUACGGGUUACUGUAGAAGUUGUUGGGAAAGGAAAAUUUAAAGGUGUUGGACGAAGCUAUAGGAUCGCCAAAUCAGCAGCAGCUCGAAGGGCACUGAGAAGUCUCAAAGCGAAUCAACCUCAGGUUCAGUCUAGUUAAAUAUCUUGUACAAGAUGUCAUUAACUUAGUUUAUUAAAAACAAAAAAAAAGCAGCAAGCAAAAGGUAAAAGUGAGGUAAUGAAAUAACUUGGCAGCCUAUUAGACAUAAAGCAUUUUAUAUAAAAGAAAAAAAGAGCUGUUCAUGAAAGUGUUUGUUUUGUUUUUAUUUUGUUUUGUUAAUGCGCAAACACAAUCUUUUCUUUAUUCUGCUUUGUUUAAUCACAAGAGUGCUUUAUAACAAUUGGGAGGGUGUAAGAUCAGGUGUCUACACUUUUUUCAUUACAUUUGUUUUUGUUUUUUUUAAUGUGCUUCAUAUUAGUGCAUCAAGAAACUUGUGAUUAAUUUUAGGAGAUAAGAUAAAUUAAAUUAGAAAAAUUAUAAAUUAUACGGUAUAUAAACUAAUUUCGGAGCUUCUGCACUAGUGCCAGUCCAUAAAACAAUUGAAGAUAUUGUUAUGGAUUUACUGGUAUCAGAACAGUAGAAUGAGUGUUAAUAUUGUUCUCCGUUUAAUCAUUAUUGCACUUAUUUGUUAUGGGCUGUUUUUCUUUUUUUUUUUUUUUCUUUUUUUUCUUCCUUCCUCCUCCUCCACCCUGUUAACAAGUCUAACAUUUUAUAAAAUUAAUACAAUCAAAUUUUAGGGAUAAAUGCAGUUGUUAACAUUAAAGAAGAAGAGGGGAAAAAGGUUGUAGCCUUAAAAAAAUAAGCCCUCACUAACGUUCCUACAAAUUGUGCAGAAUUUUUACAUUCCCAUCCGCUGCAAUAUGAAAUGUUUUACAGCACUCUGAAUGCAUGCUUGUGUGUGGCUGUAAAUUUAAAACCUUUACCCCAGAUUAUAUGCUAUAGAGCUAUCAAUUAUAUAUAGAUAUGUAAAGUGUUUAUUACAAAUGAGAAAUUAGAAUAAUAUUUUAAGUUUCAUUACAUUUUUUGAUAAAAGUAAAAGUUGAUUUUCAAUUGUCGAUCAUUGAGGUUAACAUUUUAAUUGUUACCACUUACUAAACCAUUUAGUUUUGAUAGAACAAUAGCUAGAUGACAUAUCACCUGGGAAAUAUGCUGCAGAUUUUAUAAUAAUUGGUUACGUCUGUAAGAAAUGGAGCACCUUUACAAUCUUUAAAUAAUAUUUCUUACUGUAGUUCUCACAAAUUGCAUCCAUACUUCACUUACCAAAGUUACAGGUUUCUCAAUGCCAUAGGAUUGCAUUUGUGAGGUAAACUGUCAUAGUAACUCUGAAUAGUAGGACAAUAAAACCAGCCUUCCUGUACUUUAAGCUAAUUUAUGUUGUUGUCCAUUGCUUGAAGCUAAGCCGCUUUUUGUUGUGACUUUUUUGUAUUUAGGAUCAUUAGGCACUCUUCACUUGAAUACCUCAGUUAUUUUGCAUGCAUUAUUUUCUGUUUUGGUGCUAUGUUUUUAUGUAUUAAGCUUGAAUUUUAUUUAAUUUUUUUUGCACUGUAACUAUAAUACCUCUUUUAAUUUACCUGUAAAUCUGUUGGAUCAAUUUUGAGUACCAGCAAAUACCAGCAGCAAACCAGUAGAGGUUACCUACAUUUUCAUUUUAAUUUCCCUUUUGAUUAUGCUUGAAGUAUUUUGGGAAAGCUGCACAUAAAAACUGGGACAGAGGUCUUGUUACUUACUGCUUUGUCUGUUCCUCCCAUUAAUUUUGGAUUUAGUCCUUGAAUCUGGCUGAGCGGGUCAUUUAAUAUUUAGUAAUUUAGUAUAAUGCAGGUUUUAUUGAAUAUAUUUUGCAGUUUUUUGCUAAACAAAAUCAGACAAAUCAAUGUCAAUAUCAUGGUAGAAAUUCAGUAUACUCUACACAACUCUUCUCCAAAUAAACACAAAAAAGUCAAAUUUGCCACUUUCAGUAAAAGUGUAGAGAUCUUUUUGUUUGCUGCGUAUUCAGGUUGCCUUAAACGUUUGCCUCACUGUGUAAGUGACAGUAAAUAUUUUGCUCUUUGCAUGUUUAUUGUGUCCUGUUAAAAUGCUGUUAGUGUCAACACCUGAGUCACUGUCAACAGAUAAUUCAGUUAAUUAUAAGACUGUGUGAAGAAAAAUGUAUGAUUAUAUCAGACUUCACUGUUAAUAAAUAAGAAACAGUGUUAACACACAUGUUCAGUAUUACUACCUCAAUAUUUGGUUUCAGUUAACAUUUUCUCAUUAUAAACUUUAUAUACUGUAAUGUACCAAGAGGUUUUACAUAUUUGGCUGUCUAAACCGAAAACCUAAGAAAUUGGUUCUCAUUGUUUAUGGUCAAAUUUAAUUUUCUUUUAUGAUAAAUUAUUAUUAUCCAUGAUAGCAGUGCACUAUUAUUAAUUUUGGCCGUACUGUUAAAUUAAAAAAAAAAACACACACAUAAUGAUGUAUUAGUUUCAAGAUUAGAAGCAAACUCAUAUAUAUGAUUUCUUUACUGAAAACAUUCACUCUAAGUAAUUCCAGAUUCAUUAUGAAACACUUAUUUCAUACUAAAAUUGUGAAAUUUCCUUUAGGCUUUAGUAUAUCCAUUUUCCAACUUUGGUUGUCCAAUAUUUUAGUUUGUUGAUUAAAAUACUUAUCUGCAAUUGUGAGCUUCAUUUGAUUUUGUCUAUUGUAUAUAAAAUAUGGAUGGUAAAAAAAGAAACUAGAAACUCUCUGAGAGAGUUCAUUUUAAAGACACCUGUUUAGAAAAAUUCCAAAACUUUCCCUCUUGCAUUUUAUUAAAGUAUUCAUUUUUUAUGGAGCCUGUGUUGUUUCACAAAUUCAGUAGAAAAUGUCAGUUGUUCCUUUAGAAAGUGAUAAAGUGCUUUUUCUGGCAUAAAGUAAAUUCAAAGCCAAGUCUUAUAACAUAUGAAAUGAUUGCGGUAUUCACACUUUUUGUAUUACUUUUUAGAGAUCACAUGCAGCAAAACACGGCACAUACCAUGUGAAUAGAGAAUAAUUAGAAACAUUAUUCAUUUGAAAUGAAUGGCGUAUCUUGUAUUUUAGCCUUGUUUUUCCAGUACAAGUGAAAAUUGAGUUUUGUUUACAGUGCUGCUGGAUAAUCAAUUUAAAUAUUUAAUAAGGUUAUAAUUGAACGACUUUUGUGAGAAAUCUGAACACCUUUAAUUUAUUUAGAGUAAAAGGUAAUCUGCCAGUCUAUUUUACUGAUAUUAAAUGACCCUUGCAUAUUCGUACAGGAAAUGUGACUUGUUUGCUGUGUUUUAUAUCCAUUGUUUGGUUUCACUGUUACAGACUGGAUAGCUGUCCAAGUAUUGUGUGCUCUGGAACAUCUAAGGCUUACAGAGACCAAGGGAUCCGCACUGUAUGCAUUUCUACACUUACAGUAUAUCCCCUGUAUUUUUCUUAAAAACUAUUACAUGGCAGGGUGUAUGCAGUCAUUUAAUACCAUUAUUAAAUUACAAUUGUGACAUCUUAAAAGAAUGUGAAUAUUCUUAACAGUGCCACAAACAUUCACUUUUUCAUUUUUCCACCUUAUAAAAUAUGUAUAUGUGUGUAUAUCACUAUCAGUUUACAUGAAUAAGCAGAAUGAAUUUGUGAAAUUUGGUUGAUCUGAUCAUUUUAGCUGAAAGCCCUUUGAGUGUUUUUAAAAAUUCAUAUUUCUUGUAAUCUUUCUAUUAUAUGCUGCAGAUUGUAUUAAUCUAUUUCUAACACAGAUACAGUUGUGUUUUUGUUUGAUUUUUUUCGCUGUUUUUGUACAUGUAGCACAAAUAAGCAUUGCACUUGGUACCAUGCUUUACCUCAUUUCCAAAAAGAAAAAAUACACACAAAAAGCUAAUAUGCUUAGACAAAAAACAAAUGUGGUUUUGGCCUUGCUGCUGUUUCAAUUGCUGAUGUUAGAAAAGGUAAUCAUUAAGGUAUAAUGUGCCUGCAGAUUUUAUUUUCACUGUAUAACUGAGGUAGGUAAUGUUAACCAUCUGGGGUUGAAUCUAUGUAUUUUAUUUCAUAAAAAUGCCCUGCCUUAAAUGAACUUGGCUUGCAGAAUGUCCUAGAUGGGAAAAGGGAUAACCAAAUAGGUAGCCUGGGGCUUAUACAAGUUAGAUAUACUUGUCCUCCGUACACAUGGUUUCAUUAUUGUUUACUGGUUUGGUUUUUUUUGUUUUUUUCUCUCCAAAACAGGACAUUUUAUAAAAUGAUAUUGUGUUCCACACUUAACAGAAUGAAAUAUUUAUGCCAUAAUGGCGGGGCACCUCUUAUUGUUAUUGUUACAGAAUAAGUUUUUACAUUUCAAGUGUAACCUCUUAUUUUCUCACAUGGUUAAUGAAAUUUUGUUGUUGUAUGUGUUUUUUAGUAAUUUGACCUGCGUCCCUGUCAGCUGUUGUAGUAAAUAAAAAUAAUCUCAUUUCUCUUGAACCUCAUAGAUUCAGAUUUAAACAUAAGUUAAUAAAUACACUUAAUACAAAAUGUCAUUAGUUUGUAACUUUUUUAUGAUGGUAAAUAUAUCGAGGAAAUUAUAAGCUGCCUACUCUUAAUGACGAUUAUCUACAGUAGAAAUAAAUGCACUCAUGUCAGCAGCAGGUUGUCUUGUAGAAAUAUUAAUGUGAGAUGUAUAUUGUUAGAAAGUUUUAAGUAUUGCAAGUGUUUGCUGUACUGUAAAUAUACUGGUUUUCAAGGUUGAAUACAUUCAAAGCAAAAUGGAAUAUACAUUUAAUUAAAUGGGAAGUAGUGGGUCAUCACAUGCUGCAGCAGUCUUUAAGGGACAAAAAUAUUUCUCAUUCAUACUGUAAUCAUGCUGCAGAGGUUUGCGGUCAGCACCUUAUGGAUCACAAUUACUUUUAAUAGAUUUUGUAAUAAUUGUAGCUAUGUAUAUCUACAAUAAAGUUAUGUUCUGGUUGUUCA
Molecule: messenger RNA, 11039 nt
Organism: Erpetoichthys calabaricus (reedfish)
Lineage: Eukaryota; Metazoa; Chordata; Cladistia; Polypteriformes; Polypteridae
Gene: dicer1
Product: dicer 1, ribonuclease type III
Exons: 29
Coding region: 546-6236 (1896 amino acids)
Biological process (GO): siRNA processing; apoptotic DNA fragmentation; pre-miRNA processing
Cellular component (GO): cytoplasm; nucleus; RISC complex
Molecular function (GO): protein binding; ribonuclease III activity; deoxyribonuclease I activity
Source: RefSeq, a predicted model, not a curated record